GGACCCGAAUCCGAGGGACCCGGCGGGCGGUGACGUCACUCAGCGGAUCACAGGUGUCCUGCCCUUAAGAUGUUUUCCUUUGUGACGAGAAGAUUUUUUCCAACAGCUGCCAAGGUUCAGAAAUUAUUACAGUUGCAAGGCAAUUCAAACACCAUCGGUAUUUACCAUUCUUUUUCAUCAAAGAAAAUCGUCUCACUGACAACGAGCAAGUAUUUCCAAAUUCACAAGCAAAGAUCCACAGUAUGUUGGAACCAAACUCAGCUUUUUCACGAGUCCUUUCAGAAAAGGAAAACUAAAGAAGAACCAGAGAAUCGAGAAUUAGACUUAAUGAGAUACGAUUUUAAAGAGAUAAAGAGCACACCAAAACCCGCCAUCUAUCUGGGCUGUGCUGGAUUAAUUCCUUUUAUAGCAGCUCCUCUGAUAAUGGCCGUAACCGAGACGUACUUCCCCGAAGUAGCUUUUGCCCAAAUAACAUACGGAGCAUCCAUACUUUCUUUCCUUGGAGGAAUUCGAUGGGGAUUUGCAGUUCCAGAAAACAGCCCCGCAAAACCCGACUGGUUGAAUUUGGGGAAUAGUGUGAUUCUCCCCCUCCUCGCCUGGAUAGCUCUAGUCUUUAAUAACCUCACUGAAUCCGCUGUUAUGGUGAUCAUGGGUCUGGGAGUAGCACUGCACUACGAUUUGUCCUUACUCCCAAGUUAUCCCUCUUGGUUCAAAGCUUUGAGAACAAUACUGACUGUGGUGGCAACAUUCUCCUUGGUUGCCACAAUGAUGAUCAAAAGUGCGUAUCCCGAGAAAAGACUAAAGUCAAAUGACAAAGGAAAUCAAAAUUUCUAAUUAUGAUUCAAACUAGGUACAACAGAGGUUUUUUUUUAAAACUUAAUUAUUUCAAACGAAAAAUAAAAUUAAGAGGGUCUUGCACACUUAAUGUUUAUUCAGGAUUUGGAGAUAGUAAAGUGAAAAAAGUCUUUAAUCAGUGAAAUAGAGGACUCAAAUAUUGAAUUCGUGAUCAACAAAUUCACUCUUUGUAACAUGAAAAGUAAAAGCAAAUGUUGAGGUCUAAACCUUUGAAAUGUCUUGUCAAACUUUAGCUUUAUUUUAUAUACAAAAGUUUUGAGGGUGAGGCAAAGGGGGAAAUAAAAGUGAUAAUUGGAUUAUUUCAGUUUCUAUCACUUUCUGUAAUGUUACAUCCUCAUCAGCAUCUUAAAAGACCAAUCCAAGAUGCGAUGGAUUUGCUGACCUAAGAACAACACUUGACUAAUGAAUUUUCCCCACUCAAUAGGAACAAAAAUCUUGGUAAAAGGAUUGGGGAAACAAUUGUAAAUGUGUGUAGAAUAAUACGAGGGCUGUAAUUAAAUCAAAGAUAUUGAUUAUCUAUUGAUUACCUUUCCCCUCCAGAGGUGUAUUUCCAUAAGGAUUUCAUACUUUACACAUGCUGCUGCCUUGCCCCUCCUAAUCCUGCAGCAAGGACAUAAGGGAGACAUUUAAUCCUCAGACGUGUGGUUUUUGCAGUGCAAUUUUAUGAGGGUCCAGCUAUACUGUACUAGGCCGACUCCUCCAGACCCUUUCGAGGAACUUAAUAAGNAAAAAUGACCAAGUUUAGCAAGAAAUGGGAACCCAGGCAAAGUCUUCCCAUCGUCCAUUAAAGGAUUUAAUAGCGUUCUUAUAAAUCAUUUUAAUUGUUGAUUUGGUAAUUGAGGUCAUAUCAAAUGCAAGUAUUAUUAUUAUUAUUAUCCUGAAGCAGACUUCAGAUGUUGCCAAACAAGAGCACACCAAGGCUGAGUCCUCACCGAGAAUUCACACUCUCACAUUACUCCUGCUGGAAACUAUGCAUAAAUGGACAUUCAAUAAGGCUGGGACUGACCUUGGCAGUAAUGCACCUGCUGACAUUCACCAUCUGGGUUUACACGAACGAUGGACCCUUGCUGUGAUGGUCUCUACAGCUGUUGAACCGUACCCAGGAAGAGAAGGAAGUUGUGUAUUGUGGAUUCAAAUGUUUUAGGUGUUCAGCUGUUAGAAAUGUCUAUUCUCGCAAUCUAAAAAGUGUCAGUGACAGGAUAAUUCUAUUUACCUGAUGUGAAUUUAGAUUCUAGUCUGUUCAAAUGAAGCAUUGCAAUAGGAAAUAGGAGGAAUUACACUGGUCUCAUUGAAAUGUCAGUCAAUAAAUGCCACAUUCAUAUAGAUAGUAAA
Molecule: messenger RNA, 2187 nt
Organism: Callorhinchus milii (elephant shark)
Lineage: Eukaryota; Metazoa; Chordata; Chondrichthyes; Chimaeriformes; Callorhinchidae
Gene: tmem69
Product: transmembrane protein 69
Exons: 3
Coding region: 70-834 (254 amino acids)
Source: RefSeq, a predicted model, not a curated record